AUGGGCCUGAGCCAACUCUUCAAGGCAACACAGGCUCCGUCAUCGCCUCUGGUAAACCUGCCACAACCAGAGCUUAUGUCGGAUCGUCCAUCACCCGACAUACCUAUGCAACAUACUCGCUUAAUCAAAAAUGUAUCGUCGCCAUUGGUGCAGUUUGCACGUGAAUCUUCGGAGCCGAACAUGAAUUAUAUCUCUAUGCAGGAAUCGCAAAGCCGACGGGAUCGGACACUGGGUGAGCGCCUGACUCGGUCGGCUGAUCAUGUAUCGGAUCCUCUAGAUCUGGAAUUUGAUAAGGAAUCGAGUUUUGUUGAAAAUGCCCGUCGUCAGCGGGAGAUAGACCAAGACACAACAGCUCAGUUUGCUGCCCUGAACGCGCCUUCGUCCACAUCUCAUGCCCGAACUACUUCACUAGGAUCUUUGCAUGACAACACCGACGUACCUCAGUCCCAGGAGGUCCCACCAUCCUCGGAAGAAGACAAAGAAAACUAUGCGGGCCCACUUGACGCUGUUGUUGGUACGAGUAGUGCUCAUGAACGAUUAUCCCAAGUCCUUGCUAUGGGGGGCACUUCAUCAUCUCGAGUUGAGGAGAGCGUGGAGGGUGCGAACGAAUCCCAUCACGAUGCAGCAGACAUGCAUGAAGAAGGUCACCACUACCCUAGUCGUUCCUCACAGAUAAUGGUCAUGGACUCGCAACAAUCCCAACAGCCAUCGCCAAAGCGAAGCAAUGAAACUAAGCUCGACACAGUGCUCGAGGUAGCCCAUGGUUCGCGCAGUUCUGAUGAAGCACGAACUCCUCCGCCAGUCAGAUAUCGUGAACAAUCAUCGCCGCCGAUUCCCCGGCCUAUUCCUAGCCCAUUGACUCCAAUGCCAGGCUCAGCAAUCCGCAAAGAGCAAGGUCAACCUAACGAUACAUCGUUCAAGGAGAAUAGACUUGUCCAGUUCAAUCAAUAUUCAAACCAAGCCAAAUCAGGAUCGCAGCCCUACAAAGCCCAGAGCGGGGCAGGGGAUAAACCAUCAUCACUGCCUUCUCGCAUUACAGAAACUCCUGUACACCUGCGUCCAGCAGUCCAUGAUCUGGCUCGGCUGACGAGGAUUCCCGAAACCAGCCCGAGCAAGACCCAUAAUAAUGAAUUUGAUAUGGAGUCCAACCCGGGUGCCAACGAGAAUGAGGACGACGAUCUUCCUCCGAUGUUUCCAAGAGGCUCGCAGCGAUUCAGUCAAAUCCGGCCUUCCCAAAACCGUGCACUUUCUUCUCCUCUCAAAGUUCUACAGUCUCAAGCAGUGCCGCAAGUACUGUCUAGCCCAAGUGGCAGACAGCGCCGGCGGCUUACUGAGAUUGCCUCUGAAUGUUCCCCAAUCGGAGAUUUCAAAAUGACUGACAUCAACAUGGAAUUUUUGACGGCCGAUGAUGAAGAGUUCAACUCGCUCGUCAUUGAUGGAUCUCCGACUCGACCUCGAAAGAGGCGAAGAGGCAAUUUAGGGCAGAGCCUCCAUACUUCAGAUCUCGAUUUUGCCACGCCUCGCCCUCCAAAGACGGUUGCACCAAUCCAUGAGAAUCCUUUGUCGCAGAAUGCACCUUCUCCAAUAUCUCAAGUCCCCGCUACGACAGUUCGCAAGCAAGCAAAUGUGUCUCGGCGUGACGAUAAUGUUUGGGAUGUUGGAAGCUCCCCACAACAGCCAAUCCCACGACGAAAGUCAAGACAUCGCACAAUGAAUAACUCCCGUCAAUCGGAGCGGCAUCGACUGGAAGAACAUCGUGCCCCUCUGCAAAAGACAGAUGUAAAAACCCGGGCUCCCACGCAACUGGUCGCUAUGGAUAACUCCGAACCUCGAGCUCAACGCCCUCCGUCUCAGAUUUCUCAAUCGGAAACAAGGCCUGAGCCUGAGACCGAGCAUGAACCUGAACCCGAACCCGAACCCAAACCCGAGCCUGAGCCUGAACCUCAGACCACGCAAGCUUCAGAGGGCACAGAUAUCAACUCCGAUGAUCUACCACCCUCUGAUAGUAUUCUGCCAUUUGGAAGCCACGUUGGCAGCAGUCCUCCUACGACCCCUAGCCGUGUCCGGAUCACUUCUGACAGCGCCCAAAUUGCCCCCAGGCAAGUACUUGCAAUAUGGAUGGGUCAAAAGCGAGCGUACUACCCAGCCACCUGCUUCGGUACACCUAUUGGUGUGUCGCAAGACAAAUAUUCUGUCAAGUUCGAAGAUAGCCUUCCUGUUGAUGUAGUGAAAGGAAUGGUGAAGCGACUCGAGUUCCGCGUCGGAGACGCAGUCAAAGUUGAUAUGCGGGGUGUGCCCAAGGUCACCCAUAUCGUGCGUGGCUUUGCCGACAAAGUUACGAGAGAAGAACUGGCUCAAGCUGCAGAGUCUGGUUUUUACCCUCAAACAGAUGUUUAUGGCCACAAAAGCCUCAUCCUUGGGCCAAAGCAACGCAAAAGCCUUCCGAACGGCGGCCUCAACUCUAGUGAGAAUGUGAUCACAGUUCCCAUUUCUCGUAUUUAUCUGGACUCUAUUCUGUGGAAUCAGCUGAAAGACAAUGCCUUCACAUUCCAGCCGGAGAUGAAUCCAAAAGAGAGCUCCGUCCACUCGCCGUCCGAAAAGUCCUCUCUUCCGGCUUCUCCUAGCGUCAGAUUCUCUCGCGCAGUACAGUCCGCUGGUGGACUAUUCACAAACAUGGCAUUUGCAAUAUCUUACAAGGAAGAUGAACGCGCCAAGAAUCGCAUCACGAAGUUGAUUACCGACAACGGUGGAUCGAUUUUGCACGACGGUUUUACCGAGCUAUUUGAACCCUCGUCUAUCUUCCCGUCCAACACACCAACGAAAGGGAAUUCCACAAGCAACGACAGACCCACUGGUCUUCAACUAACCUCCCUCGCUGAAAACAUCGGAUUCUCAUGUCUGAUAGCCGACUCCCAUUCCCGCCGCGAGAAGUAUAUGCAAGCUCUCGCCCUCGGUCUCCCUUGUCUGAGCGGCCGUUGGGUCGAAGACUGUGUGGCCAAAGGCCAAAUCCUCGAAUGGGACAUCUAUCUUCUCCCGGCAGGAGACUCGAUGUACCUCAACGGUGCCACGAAGUCCCGCGUCAUGAACAUCUCUUCCCCCGUCGACGCUCUCCUGCCCAACACCAUCGCCUCCAGGUCCAAGCUCCUAGAUGGCCAGUCCGUGCUGAUCGUUACGGGCCGAGGAAAGGCGGAAGAAAAGCGCAAGGCAUAUAUUUUUCUCACUUACGCCCUCGGAGCGUCACGCGUGGAACGCGUGCCCGAUCUCGAGACCGCCCGCGCGUUGGUCGAAUCGCAGUCUGAGACUUCUCUGCCCUGCCCCUGGGAUCUAAUCUAUGUUGAUGACGCAGAUCAGCCUGCUGCGCAGGUGAUGUUGACGCCUCGGUCUAAGACCCAGCGGAUCAGCCUGUCGCAUGGAAAGGCGGGGAGGAAGCGCAAGAAGUCAUCAGCAUUGUUUCCGUUGAAUUCGGAGGAAGUCACACCGGUGGCGCCUCCGGCAAGAGUUGUUGGGAACGAAUUUGUGUGCCAGAGUCUGAUUCUUGGCCGGCUUGUGUUUGACUGA
This is a messenger RNA of Penicillium chermesinum, 3558 nucleotides long. RefSeq names its product chromatin-binding protein RAD9. NCBI's taxonomy places the organism in Eukaryota, Fungi, Ascomycota, Eurotiomycetes, Eurotiales, Aspergillaceae. Gene Ontology annotation, biological process: positive regulation of transcription by RNA polymerase II; DNA damage checkpoint signaling. The record is from RefSeq and is a predicted model, not a curated record. Gene Ontology annotation, cellular component: nucleus. Gene Ontology annotation, molecular function: histone binding. The transcript is spliced from 2 exons. Bases 1 to 3558 code for a protein of 1185 amino acids.